Molecule: messenger RNA, 1611 nt
Organism: Bombina bombina (fire-bellied toad)
Lineage: Eukaryota; Metazoa; Chordata; Amphibia; Anura; Bombinatoridae
Product: beta-1,4-galactosyltransferase galt-1
Exons: 3
Coding region: 249-1544 (431 amino acids)
Source: RefSeq, a predicted model, not a curated record
CACACACAAAACACAAUGUAGUUGGAGCUGACUCUGUGCGUUGCUGCAUUUUGUUAUCUUUAUAGAAAGUAGUAGACUUGUAUAGAUUGUAGCUGAAGAUCUAUAUUUGUAUUUCUGAGCUUCUCAUUCAACUGAGAGCAUCAUGUAAUCAGCUAUGUUACCAUUUCAUCAUGACGCUCUAAGUAGCAGGAGAUGUGAGUUCUUUAUCCUAUAUCCAAGUUACAUAUCAGAACAUACAAGACAAAAGGAUGUGUGCAUAUUCCAAGAUAGCUAUUUUAAAAUGUUUUUUUGUUGCAUUGUGCUUCAUUGCUAUAAUAAGGGUAUCCAUUUAUUUUUAUACCCCCAAAAACAAAAAGACAGAAGCAUAUUUAUUUGCAGUCAAUGACACCAUCACAUCGUUAAAAAACAACAAAAUUAUCAUUGUAUCAGCUUAUUAUGACAAUCGAGAAGGCAACAAUGUCCGUAUCAUUUCUAUUCUACAUGUUGAGGAUAUUAAAGAGCUUUAUUGUUUCUUUCACUGUAGUAUGAAAACUCAUAUUCCUGUGCAAGCUCAGCUAAACGUACCCUCCGAUAGAUUUGGAUUCACUUAUAGUGCCGUUGAUGUGCUCUGUAGAGUACCACCUUCAUGUGAUUCCAAGUUUGUCUCUGUUCACUGGUCUACCACUGAGAACAUAAGUUAUAUGCCAAUGUUUGAAAUUAAGAAUCGAGACGUCAAGAACCAAGGACAUGGGAAAUUUACUGUUGACUUUACAAUCUGUAUCUCGACUAUGUAUGGGAAUUCCACCAAUAUUUUGCAGUUCAUACAAGCAAUUGAAAUGUACAAACUUCUUGGUGUACAGAAAGUUGUGAUCUAUAAAAAUGGCUGCAGUGUACCCAUGGAGAGGGUUCUGGAUUAUUAUAUAAAGGAAGGUGUACUGGAUAUAGUUCCUUGGCCACUCAAUAAGUAUCUGAAGACAUCUGGCUCCUGGCAUUAUGCUAUGGACCCCACAAAUGAUAUUGGCUACUUUGGACAAUUGGCAGUCCUUAAUGAUUGUAUGUACAGGAACAUGUACACAAGUAAAUAUGUGUUAUUUAAUGAUAUUGAUGAGAUCAUUUUGCCAAAAAUACACAAAGACUGGAAGGAAAUGAUGGAAUUCCUAGAGAAACAAUAUCCAAAUACACCUUCAUUUCUUAUUGAAAACCACUAUUUUCCGAUUCACAUCCAGGAUUCUACAUUCAAUAAAACCUUUCCUAUUACCGUACCAGGCAUUAAUAUUUUACAGCACAUAUAUUUUGAACCAGAACAGGAAAAUGUCUAUAAUAACCACAAAAUUAUAGUGAACCCAAGAAAAAUCAUACAGACAGCAAUUCACUUUGUAUUAAAAGCUUACGGAGACAGCGUAAUAGUGCCUGAUAAUAUGGCAAGUCUGCACCAUUGUCGAGAAGGAAAGCAACCAAAUUUGCCAUUUACAUCGCUUAUACGAGAUACAACAAUAUGGAAAAAUAAUGUUUCUUUAAUCAAAAAUGUAAAGAGUGUUCUCAGGAAUGUCAGUAACAUUGAAUAAGCUUUUGAGUGUGUUGCUGUUGUAGGUAAAAAAAAUUGUGACCCAAAGAAAUAAAAAAGUAUAAAUA